AUGGCUGAUUCUUCUUCUUCUUCUUCUCCGUCUAUUACCUCUCGGUUGAUCAAGUAUGAUGUCUUUCUUAGUUUUAGAGGAGAAGACACUCGUGGUAAUUUCAUAAGCCAUCUUCAUAAAGAAUUACUUGGAAAGAAAAUUGAAACGUACACGGAUGACAAACUAGAAAAAGGAGAUGAAAUUCCACUUGAACUCGCGAAAGCAAUCCAACAGUCUAAGAUUUCCAUAGUUAUUUUCUCAAGAAACUAUGCUUUUUCCUCAUGGUGUUUGGAUGAGCUCGUGCAUAUACUCGAAUGCAAGGAAAGAAAUGAGCAAUUCGUCAUACCGGUUUUUUAUUGCGUAAAUCCAUCGCAUGUACGAAAACAAGAGGGAAGUUAUGCAACUGCAUUUGCUCUACUUGAACAACGUUUCAAGCACAGAAUGGAUAAGGUGCGUCAAUGGAAAAAUGCUUUGACUGUAGCAGGCAAUCUAUGUGGAUGGGAUUCAAAGGUUGUUAGGCCUGAGUCUAAAUUAAUUGAGGCAAUUGUUGGAGAUGUAUUGAAGAAGUUGAAAUACACAUUCUCAAGUGAUCAUAUUGGUCCUAAGGGUCUAGUUGGAAUUGAUAAACGAGUUCAAAAAAUUGAGAAGUUGUUAAGUAUUUGCUCGCCAAGAGUUCGCAUUGUAGGAAUUUGGGGGAUGGGUGGUAUCGGUAAAUCGACUCUGGCUUCUGUUGUGUUCAAUCGGCUUUGUACUCAAUUCGAAAGUUGUUGUUUUCUUGCAAAUAUCAGGGAAGAGUCAGAGAAACAUGGAUUAAUUACAUUAAGAAAUAAGCUUCUCGGUGAAUUACUAAAGGAAGAAAACCCAGAGAUCGGAAACUCGCCAAUCGAACCAACCUUCGUUGGUGCGAGGCUUCGUCGUAAGAAAAUGCUCAUUGUUCUUGAUGAUGUGGAUAAACAAGAGCAGUUCGAAUGCUUAGCUAGAAGUGAUUGGUUUUGCUUUGGAAGUAAAAUCAUUGUAACAACAAGAAACGCACAACUGCUUAGAGCUGGAGCUGAUGAGAUAUAUGAAGUUGAGGAAUUAGAUUUUGAAGAGGCUCUUCAACUUUUUCACUUGAAUGCCUUUGGAAGAAGGACUUUUGGAGCAAAUAACUAUAUAAAGUUGUCGAAAAGGAUAGUAAAUUAUACUAGAGGCAAUCCGCUAGCUCUUAAGGUUUUGGGCUCCUACCUUCAUUCUCGGACCAUUGGAGAAUGGGAAUGUGCAUUGAAUAAACUAAAAGUAGUUCCUAAUAUGGACAUUCAUAAGGUGUUGAGAAUUAGUUAUGAUGGACUAGAUGAUGCCGAAAAGGACAUAUUUCUCGAUAUAGCAUGUUUUUUUAAGGGGCAUGAUAAAGAUUUUGUAGAGAGAAUAUUAGAUGGUUGUGACUUCUUUGCACGUAUAGGAAUCAGAGUUCUUAUUGAUAAGUCUCUCAUAACUAUUGAAGACCAUAACAAGCUAUGGAUGCAUGAUUUGAUACAAGAAAUGGGUUGGGAAAUUGUUCGUCAACAAUCUAUCAAAGAGCCUGGAAAACGCAGUCGGUUAUGGAUAGCUAAGGAUAUCUGUCAUGUCUUCAAAAAUAGUACUGGUUGUUACACAGUUGAAGGAAUAUCCCUAGACAAGUCCAAGAUUGAGAGAGACAUAACAUUGCAUCCUCUAGUCUUCCUUGAGAUGUAUAACUUAAGAUUGCUCCACAUUUAUAAUUCUACCAACUACAUGAAGAACUACAAAGUGUACCUUCCCCAAGGUCUCCAAUUUCUUCCCGAUUCGCUUAGAUAUCUUAAUUGGAGUGAAUACCCUUUAAGAUCUUUGCCAUCAAGUUUCACACCAGAGAACCUUGUUGCACUUGAUAUGUCUCAUAGCCAACUUGAACAACUUUGGGAUGGAAUCCAGAAUCUUUCAAACUUGAAACACAUAAAUCUCAGCUACUCUAAGCAUCUGACGCAAAUCCCGGAUCUUUCUCAAGCGCCAAAUCUCGAAAGCAUAAAUCUUUUAUUCUGUACAAGUUUGUUUGAGGUUGCUUCACAUAACACUCAAAAUCUUCACAAACUUACUAUUCUGAGACUAAGGUAUUGUGAAAACCUCUCAAGUCUUCCAGAUAAGAUUUAUACAAGAGCUCUCAGACUUCUCGAUCUCUUUGGUUGCUCCAAUCUCAAAACUCUUCCAGAAAUUUAUGGCAAUUUGGAAAGCCUACAACUAGGUGAAACAGCAAUAGAAGAACUGCCAAUAUCAAUUUUGUCUCUUAACAAUCUUUCUGAAUUGGAUCUUAAGGACUGUAAAUUCCUUAAGAAUCUUCCAAGUGGUAUGCUUAAGCUAACUUCUCUGACAGAUGUUAACCUAUAUGGCUGUUCAUCUCUUGAAAACUUCCCAGAAUUUCCAACGUGCGUAAAAAAGUUAAGUUUGUCACAUACGGCAAUAGAACAAGUGCCUUCAUCAAUCGGUUAUCUCCGUGAUCUUGAGCAGCUUCUUUUGAGCGGCUGCACAAGGCUUGCAAGUCUCCCAACAAGCAUCUCGAAGUUGAAGUCUCUUAAGCAUCUUGAUCUUUCUUAUUGCUCGAAAUUAAUAGACUUCCCAGACAUUUUAGAGCCUAUGGAACACCUACUGAUUCUUGAGUUACAAGGGACUGGGAUUAAAGAGCUACCAUCAUCCAUAAAGAACCUUAUUAAGCUUCAAAAUCUGCUAUUGAAUGGAUGCACAAAUCUUGUGUUUGUCCCACACAAUGUCGGUAACAUAAAUAGCCUCAAGCUCCUAAACCUUUCUAAUUGUUCAAAACUUGAAAAUUUGCCUUCCCUGUUAGUUGGUUUGAGUUCUUUGAAUGAGCUACAUAUGAACUGUUGCAAUUUACUAGAAAUCCCCGAUUGGUUGAUCGGUUUAUCCUCGUUGGCAUAUUUAGAUCUAAGUGGAACCAAUAUUGGGGGAAUACCUACAUGCAUCAAACAACUUUCAAUGUUGAAAUUCCUUUACAUCCAAAAUUGCAAGAACCUUCAAGUUUUGCCAGAGCUUCCAUUGUCUAUAUCGUUUGUUGAUGCACGCGGAUGCACGUCACUUGAAUCAACAACGGGUAACAUGACUAUACUCACACAAGGAUGUUGGGAUGACUAUCAUGUUACUCAGAAUUGGCAACUUUCUUUUUACGAGUGCACGAAAUUGGACCAAAAUGAACGAGACAACAUGGCGACCGAAUUUCAGUUUAGAGUUUUGUGCACAGCAACUGCAUACCUACUAAAGCUCGGAGAAGUUGAGGGACCUUAUGCUCAUCGCGCAAUUAGUAUAUCUUAUCCGGGAGAUGAAAUACCAAAGUGGUUCAACAAUCAGUGUGAGGGAUCUUCAAUAGAUGUCAAACUUCCUCCGAAUUGGAAUAAUGAUAACUUCAUGGGGUUUGCCUUAUGCGCUGUUGUUUCAUUUGAAAACAAUUAUUCCAACUGCUACUAUCCAAUUUUUUCUUCCGAAUUUAGUUUCAAAACCAGCCACAGUGAAAGCGAAGAAUUCGAGUGGAGCUUCUAUGAUAACCGAUGCCAUUUUCAGGAGGAGGAUCAGAUCAACAACACAGUACUCAGAUCAGAUCAUGUGUUCAUGUGCUAUGAGCUAAGCUACCAUGACGAGAACUACCGAGACUAUUUUGACGCGACGGAGGUUUCAUUUAACUUCUUCCUUAGAGAAUAUGAUGGUGAUUAUACAGUUGUCAACUCCUUCAAAGUGAAAAAGUGCGGGAUCCGCAUGCUUUACCUCCGAGAUGCAGAGGAAUUCGGCAUUUUUGACGGUCAUCCUUGGCUAGCAAAGUCAGAUGCUACUAGCGCCGAGUCGGAACAAUGUGAAACAGAAUUGGUUGCCUCUACUUACAAAAGAAGAAGACUGCACUACUGA
Molecule: messenger RNA, 3876 nt
Organism: Morus notabilis
Lineage: Eukaryota; Viridiplantae; Streptophyta; Magnoliopsida; Rosales; Moraceae
Product: disease resistance-like protein DSC1
Exons: 5
Coding region: 1-3876 (1291 amino acids)
Biological process (GO): defense response; signal transduction
Molecular function (GO): ADP binding
Source: RefSeq, a predicted model, not a curated record